This is a messenger RNA of Acytostelium subglobosum LB1, 1131 nucleotides long. RefSeq lists its product as hypothetical. NCBI's taxonomy places the organism in Eukaryota, Evosea, Eumycetozoa, Acytosteliales, Acytosteliaceae. The transcript is spliced from 3 exons. Gene Ontology annotation, cellular component: endoplasmic reticulum; COPII-coated ER to Golgi transport vesicle. The coding region runs from base 1 to 1131 and encodes 376 amino acids. The record is from RefSeq and is a predicted model, not a curated record.
AUGUCUUUGAUACAGAGACUAAAGAGCUUUGAUGCAUAUCCAAAGACUAUUGAUGACUUUCGCAUCAAGACAUAUAGUGGUGCUUUAGUAUCACUGGUCUCUGGCAUCUUCAUUCUGUGGCUCUUCUUCUCACAGCUUAGUAUAUAUCUUACAACGGACACUCAUCAUGAGUUGUUCGUAGACACCAACCGAGGUGAUAAACUGGCGAUCAACAUGGACAUCACUUUCCAUCACUUACCAUGUACAUUCUUGAGUUUGGAUGCAAUGGACGUCUCUGGCGAACAUCAGUUUGAUGUGGCUCAUAAUAUCUUUAAGAAGAGACUCUCGCCGACGGGCGAACCUCUGCCAGAUGCACCACGUCGUGCUGAUGCGAUUAAUGUAAAGCCACAGGAGAAUCAGGAUGAUAAGGUGGAGUGUGGAAGCUGUUUUGGCGCUGUGGAAGGAUGCUGUAACACUUGUGAUCAUGUGCGCGAUGCCUAUCAGAAGAAGGGCUGGGGAUUCGACCCAUCGGAGAUCCCACAAUGUGUGCGUGAGGGCUUCACCAAGAACGUCAUCGAGCAGAAUGGCGAAGGCUGUCAAGUGUACGGACAGAUCCUAGUGAACAAAGUGGCGGGCAACUUCCACUUUGCACCAGGCAAGAGCUUCCAGAACCACCACAUGCAUGUUCAUGACAUCCAGUCCUUUAAGGGCACCUUCAACAUGUCUCACACCAUUAACAGGCUAUCCUUUGGCUUUGACUUCCCAGGUAUCAAGAACCCCCUGGAUGGCGUUACAAAGACUGAGAUCGCUGGAACUGGAAUGUUCCAAUACUAUAUCAAGGUGGUGCCAACUACUUAUGAGGGUAUAAGUGGCCAUGUGAUCGCUACCAAUCAGUACUCAGUCACUGAACAUUACAGACUGCUGGGUAAGCAGGGCGAGGAGCUGUCUGGACUGCCGGGCCUGUUCUUCAUGUACGACCUAUCACCCAUUAUGAUGAGGGUUGUUGAGACGAGCAGAUCGUUCGCCACCUUUUUGACGCGUGUCUGCGCCAUCAUUGGAGGUGUGUUCACCGUUGCUGGAAUCUUUGACUCCUUCAUCUACCAGACGACCAAGUCAUUCAAGCGCAAGGUUGACCUUGGCAAGGCAUCAUAA